AUGUCGCACAUUGAUUACGCCCUCUACGAAUCCCCCGUGGGCUAUGCCCUCUUCCAGGUGGUCCAUCAGUCCGAUGCGGUCGGAUUGAAAUUGAAGGAAACCCAGGCUGCUGCCCAGGACCUUGCCAAGUUUGGCAAAAUGGUCAAGCUGAUCAACUUCAGCCCCUUCCGCGGCCAUGUUGAAGCUCUCGAGAAUAUCAACCUCGUUUCCGAAGGCAUCGUUUCCGAAUACCUCAAAUCCGUUCUCGAACUCAAUCUUCCCAAGAGCGGCAAGAAGACCAAGGUCGUUUUGGGAGUUUCGGAGAAAAAUCUUGCCGGUGCCAUCAAGGCCGAAUUCCCAGGAUUGUCGUGCGAGACCGCCGAUACCUCUGAUGUCGUCGGCGACGUCAUUCGUGGUCUCCGUCUCCACGCCGACAAACUCCUCAAGGACCUGAAACACGGCGACAUCGAGAAGGCAGGUCUUGGCAUGGGUCACGCCUACUCCCGUGCCAAGGUCAAGUUCAGCGUCACCAAGAACGACAACCACAUCAUCCAGGCAAGUGCCACCAUCGACUUCCAGGACAAGGGCGUGAACCAGUUCUUCAUGCGAGUCCGGGAGUGGUAUGGCUGGCACUUCCCCGAGCUCAUCAAGAUUGUCUCGGACAAUCUGACAUAUGCCAAGCUCGUUCUCGCCAUUGGGGACAAGAAGACCCUGUCUGAUGACAAGUUGCACGAUCUUGCUGCUUUGCUUGGUGAGGACGGUGAAAAGGCGCAGGCUAUCAUUGACGCCGCCAAGGUUUCCAUGGGUCUGGAUAUUGCGGCUGCCGACCUUGAAAUCAUCUCCGGGUUUGCCGAGGCGGUUGUUAAGCAAGCCGAAAAUCGCAAGACGACCGCUGCCUAUCUGGAAAAGAAGUUGGGCCAUGUUGCUCCUAACCUGCAGACCUUGAUCGGUACCCCCGUUGCGGCUCGCCUGAUUUCCCAUGCCGGCUCGCUCACAACUCUCUCCAAAUAUCCUGCCUCAACUCUUCAGAUCCUUGGCGCCGAAAAGGCCCUUUUCCGUGCUCUCAAGAGCAAAAGCAAUACUCCAAAGUAUGGUUUGAUAUACCACAGCAGCUUUAUCGGAAGGGCUGCCACACGCAACAAGGGUCGUAUCUCAAGGUACCUUGCCAACAAGUGCAGCAUGGCCAGCAGAAUCGACAACUUUUCAGAGGAGCCCUCGACUCGAUUCGGCGAGGCUUUGAAGCAACAGGUUGAGGAUCGUCUGGAAUUUUUCGCCACGGGCAAAAAGCCGGCCAAGAACAUAGAUGUCAUGAAAUCUGUCAUGGCGGUUCUCGGCAACGCCGCCGAUAAGGGCCGUGACGACGAAAUGGCCGAUGCGCCUGAGCCUGCUUCGGCAAAGAAGGAGAAGAAGCACAAGAAAGAAAAGAAGGACAAGAAGGAAAACAAGCGCAAGCGCGACGAGGAGGAAGCCGCUCCCGCCAAUGACGACGAAAAAAAGAAGAAAAAGAAGAAGAGAAAGUCCAAGGCUGCUGAUGAGGAAUAG
Ustilaginoidea virens is the source of this 1521-nucleotide messenger RNA. RefSeq lists its product as uncharacterized. The transcript has 3 exons. The record is from RefSeq and is a predicted model, not a curated record. Bases 1 to 1521 code for a protein of 506 amino acids. Gene Ontology annotation, cellular component: small-subunit processome; box C/D methylation guide snoRNP complex. Lineage: Eukaryota; Fungi; Ascomycota; Sordariomycetes; Hypocreales; Clavicipitaceae. Gene Ontology annotation, molecular function: snoRNA binding.